AUGGCGUCCUUCUCAUCCCAAAACAAUGGCAACAACAACAGCAACAACAGCAAUAACAACAGCGACAAACACAAAGAGGAUCUGGAUCUGUUUCUCACCAACAUUGAAUCCAAACUCCGCGGACCCUUUUCUUCCUUGGACUUGUCCAAAGCCGUCACAACCUCGGCACUGCGGAAAACCAUGACGCCUCCCGAAUUUUUGGAAAACCUCAACAACGUGUUGUUGCGAACCGACAAGGUCAGUCAAUUGAGAAUAUUGAUUGGACUGCUGGGAUUGGAACCGGAACCAGAGUUGGACGAAAAGGUCUUGCAAGUACUGAGGACCGCACAACAAAAGAGCGAAGAGCCUUGGUCCAAAUGCAUUGCUGGGAUAAUUCAAGGGAUCAUGUUCAAAACAAAUGAUGACGAUGACGAUGAUAAUAAUAAUGAUAAUGACAGUCGUUGCUCUUGUCGGGGAGAAUAUGCACAACGAAAGCUGGACAAGGCGGCAGAAGACAUUUGCGAACGUGUCAUGAAGUGCAUGCGGGAAACAAAAGAGAUCAACGGCGGAGAAUAUCCUCCCGAUUUGAAUGCCUAUUACAUACCCUACAAAUACUCCAUGGUAUCGGACGAUUUUCGAAAAAAGGCACAACUAGACCCUUAUAGCAAUCCACAUUUCACCGCCAAUUUGGAUGCGGACAUUCUCAAGAUCGAUGAGCAGCUCGAAGCGCAGCGAGCCAAGGAAGCCCAAGAACAUGGUCCCAUUUUGUUACCAGGAGUCACGCUGCCAAGUAGUACCACAACAUCGACCACCGCAGCGGCACUGGGUCGUACCAACCUUCCCCCCGGGUUCAAACCGGCCAAUUUGGUCAAGAAGGCGACUCCCAAAUCCACCUCGAGCAUGUUUCUCACGCGGUCCAAUCCAGCCGCUCGCAAAGCUCAGCUGGCGGGCCGCACCAACAAAUUGGUCCGCCGCAAGGGAGGGGCCCAAUCCUUGAUUGCCGGAACCAGUUACAAGGCCCGUACAGCUGGAACUACAACUACUAGUACUACUACUACUGGUACUACAACUACAACAGCUGCUGUGACAAGUAAGACGGCACCCGGAGCAGCUGGGGCCAAGAGUAGUAACAGUGCUAGUACUACUACUAGUACUACUGCGGCGGCGGGACUACUUUCCAAAAAGUUGGGCAAGGGAGGAUUGGCCGCACGCGAUGGUGCUGCUGCUCCUCGAGGACGAUUUGCGUCGGGCAAGUCCAAAAUGAAAAUGCUCGAUGUCGACACGGUGAGCAACCUGCACCAACAAACGGUCGAACGCCAAAAGGAACAAGCGUUGAGCAAAAUGUCCAAGAAGCGACGCAUCAUGGAAGCGGCCAAACUACAAGGCUUGAAGAGGUCCAAGCCGAAUAAUGAAAAGACAACAACAACAGCAACAACAGGUGCAGCAACUGCUGCUACGUUAGCGCCAAAAGAACCAGAAACAAAACCACCACAGUCUGAGGAACUACCAUUACCUCAGGAAAUAACUCCAAUACCCGAACCAUCAGGAAUGCCAGCGGUAUCAGCAGCCGCUGCCCUAGUACAAGAACAGCAAGCACAAGAACAGCAAGAUCAGCAACAACCACAACCAGAAUGGAAAAUUUUGUUGCGAGAACGCUCCAACAAACUGUCGGAUCCGGAUCGAUCGCGGGUCCAACAGUUCUUUGAGAACAAUCAAUUCAAUCCUACUCCGGAACAAUCCGUCUACAAAAUGAAACUCCACGAACAGCGAUCGGUGGAUCCAGCGACGGGCAAGGAAAUCAAAGAAACCUUUUAUUUGGAAUUGGAUUAUGAAAAGAAGUCGUCAAAGCAAUCCAAAAAGAUUAAACGAUACUAA
Molecule: messenger RNA, 1854 nt
Organism: Cylindrotheca closterium
Lineage: Eukaryota; Bacillariophyta; Bacillariophyceae; Bacillariales; Bacillariaceae
Source: the annotation of a GenBank genome assembly